UAUUCGGAAAUAAAUUACUACUACCAGAAAGAAAUGAAAAUGAAGAAAAUCAAAGCAGUCCCUGUUUUCCGGCUGCAGAGAGUAUGGCAAAGCACAGCAGCUACUGUCGAGGGUUCCAGCAGUGUAGUAACAGAAUAUGAUAAAGCGAAGCCCUUUGAUGAAAUACCAGGGCCUAAAGGACUACCCUAUAUUGGUACAAUGUUGAAGUAUAGGAAAGGACCAUUUGGUAAAUACAACAUAGAUAGAUAUCAGGAAUCAGUGGUAGACUUGUAUCAAAGAUAUGGAAAGAUUUGCAAAGAAACUAUUGCAGGGAGGACUAUUGUACAUUUAUUUGAUCCAGAUUAUAUUCGAACAGUCUUUCAAACGGAAGGAAAAACCCCGCAUGUGGCUCCGCUGAUGGAAACAACACAGCUAUAUAGAAAACAGAGAGGAUUUUCGCCAGGACUUGGUAACACAAAUGGUGAAGAGUGGUAUAAAUUACGUAGCGCAGUUCAGCAAAUGAUGAUGCGACCUAAAGCUGUCACAGUGUAUCUGCCAUUUGUUACUGAAGUUGCAGAUGAUUUCAUCAAGCGAUUAAAAGAGAUACGUGAUAAAAGUGGUCAUGUGAAAAAUCUUAGGAAUGAAAUUUCAAAAUGGAAUGUAGAAUCUGCAGCAAUGACGGUAUUUGAGGAGCGACUGCACUGUUUGUCGAGUGGUCCAGACUCGGAGGUACAGAAGAUGAUUGAUGCUAACUCAGAUAUGUUUACAUUGUCAGCAAAGAUGAAAUUCCAGCUUCCGUUGUAUAAAAUGUUCGAGACUCCGACAUGGAAGAAAUUGUGCAUGGCUGAGGAGUGUGUAUACAAGAUAAGUGAAAGAUAUCUAAAUGAGGCUAUAUCUCGUAUCAGUAACCUGGCCAGAAAUAAUGAACUUGAAGAGGGACAGUAUAAUUUUUUGACAUAUUUGCUCGGAAGACCAGAAUUAGACAACAGAGAUGUUACUAUCAUUUCCCUGUCCUUGUUUGGAGAUGGACUUAGUACAACAUCACCAACACUAGCCAGCAACAUCUACUGCCUCGGUAGGUUUCAAGAUGCUCAGGAAAAGGUAUACCAAGAAAUUGAGAGAGUUGUUCCCCCUGGAUCACAAAUAACUGCAGAAAUGAUCAACAAAAUGUCUUACCUUAAAGCAUUUGUGAAGGAGGCAUUCAGAUUCUUCCCAAUAGGUCUUGAUGUAGCAAGAAUACCUCAACAUAAUCUUACAAUAGGAGGUUAUCAGGUACCAGCAGGGUAUCUAGAAACACUGGUUAGGUUAUGUGGAGAAGUUGACAGUUACUUGUGGCAAUUAGGGAGGAGAUUUGCAGAACAAGAGAUGUACGUUGUGAUAAUUAAGUUGCUACAAAACUUUCGGUUAGAAUGGACACAUUCAGAUCUUGGGCAGAAGUAUCAAAUACUUAUGGUUCCCAAUGCUCCUAUAGAUGUUACUUUACAUAACAGGACAUAGCCAGGUGCCAGCAAUACCUCAUUUGAUGCCAGCUCUUCAUUUGAGGUUACUUUCUAGGUUGUGUUCAAAAUUUCAAAAUGAUUUUGAAGAAAAUAUAGUCCACCAGACUAGGACCUUACCUGCAGAGCUUUACUGUAAUAUAUCAUUUUAGGCAUUUGGAAGAUUUACAGUUAGGUUUAUUACUUGUAUUUGUCUCUGAAAGGGUAAUACCGAGGUUCUCAACACUUUAGUCAUUGGAUUAACUGGCUAUUGGCUUAAUUGACAAAAAGUAAAUCACUGAAUCUGAUAGAAAUGGAACUAAACACAAAUCCUGUAAUUCUGAUCUGUACCCCAAUAGUGCAUUGACAUACAGUAAAACACUGAUCACUCUUAACCCUUACCCUGCUAAAUUUCUAUAAUGAACUUGUUCAUCUUUCAAUCUGGACAGUAGCAUUAACUGUUAAAAAGGAUGCAUACCAAAAAGAUACUAACUGAAUGGCGAACAGUGCAGAUCAUGAUCAGACUGCACGCAAAGGCAGAAUUAGUCAUGUCCAGCACGAUAAGGGUUAAUCACAAUGCUCCAUUCAGGGAUUUGAGGGAUCUAAACAUAGAAUAUAUAAUGAAAUGGCGAAGGGCCACACAAGGUCAUUGUGCUUAAGCUAUCGAUGCUCCAGCAAGCAGUGUUCUUCUGUACAGGUAUGAUGCAAUAACGAAGAAUGAAGUUAUCCUUGGGGAAGUUUAUACACUGAAUAAAGUUUUGAGCAACUCGGUCCUAAUGUAUAACAAAUAUGAAAUGUUAUAAAAUGUCUAUUAAAUAUCAAAUGUUAGAAAUCAGUAUUAGUCUGCUUCAUAUUUUACAUGUUGUAAUGCAAAGUUUUAUAUAUAUUAUUACUGUGUUACUAUAAUAAUAAACUAACCCGCCUGCUUAGCUCAGUAAGGAGAGUGCUGAUCUACGGAUUGCGGGGUUCGAUUCGUGGGCGGGCCGUAUGUUCUCUGUGAUGAUUUGAUAAAAGACAUUGUGUAUGAAAUCAUUUGACCUCCACCUCUGAUUCAUGUGGGGAAGUUGGCGGUUACGUGCGGAGAACAGGUUUAUAUAACAAGUUUAAAAUUUAAUGCUCUCAAUUAUAAUCCAAAGCCCUGGAGCUUAGAUAUUUGCCAUGUACCAUUUUGUAAUGGUCCUCUACUACCAGUUUGUUGGAAUUUCUUACCUGGAUGAGUGGUACAGGGCAAUCAUGGCCUUCCUGUGCGGAAAUCUGAAUUCUGAAAAUUAUGAUGUAAAUAUGGGGGUACUCGGACCUUUUCCAGAAAGUACUUCUUAAAAGUUGACACCUAAUUUUAUGUAAAAAAGCUUUGAAUUCAUGCAAAUGUUACCAGUAUUUUGCAUCUGCUUAUAUUUAUGCUGCUUUAUAUUCAAAAUGUUGAAUUUUCCGCAUUUUUAACUGAUUCCAAAUUGGAUCUUUAUUCAGAUAUUAUCACAUGGUGGUUUGUUCAGCCAUUUGAUUGUUAAUAUAAUUUUUCAUAUUCAGGAGUAUAUGUUAUGUUGAAUUUUAUCAAUCAGUUGUAUGUAUUAUGUUAAAUUUUACCAAUCAGUAGUAUGUAUUAUGUUGAAUUUUACCAGUCAAUAGUAUAUAUUAUGUUGAAUUUUACCUUUUGGUUGUAUGUAUUAUGUUGAAUUUUACUAAUCAGUUGUAUGUUAUAAUCAUGUUGAAUUUCACCAGUCAGUUGUGUAUAGUAUGUUGAAUUUUACUAUUAACCAACAUUGCUCAGGAUAAUUUUUUAGCAUUUGAAUAAUUAUCCAAAGUUUUAAAAGUUUGGGAGUAAAUUGGAAACUGCAGAAAAAGUCUUGGAUAAAAAAAGUGUUGAUAGCUUGACAGACUGUCACACGUCAGAUAGAUCUUGCACAAUAAGAUAUAUGAUAGCUUUGGCUGAAACAGACUUUUUCAGUCCAGGGAAAGUUUACAAUCCCUUGUUUCUUUGAUUUGAAGCCAUAAUAUUUAUACAUCUGAAAAUCUAAGAAGUAAAUUCAACAAAUAGAUAUUUGAUAAUUUAAAAAAAAAUCUGUCUGCAUUGUAUCUGAGACCACUAUAAGAAUACUAUUGCAUUUAAGUAUUUGGAGUAGCAGUCCAAUAGUUUUUGGAAGUGAAAAUUAGCUUUUCAGAUAUUUAAAGAAUGUUUUGCAUAAAUCCUGAAGCAUGGGCAUUAAUUGCACACAAAUUCUAGGCAUAUUCCAGUUUUUCACUCAAUGAUAAUUGGACUCCUAGCUAAAUAUAGAUUUUAUUUGGUUAAAUAGAUGGGGCAUAUUUGUUGGGUGUUUUUUUCACAGAAUGAGCAAGAGAUGUAAUAUUUUCAGGAAUUGUGCACCCACUUGAUAAUAUUUCAUCUGAUGUACACCAUGUGAACGUUAUUUCAACAAACAAAUUUUCUUAUUUUAUGUCUUUUCAGUGUUUUUAGCUCGCCAAAGGCUCAGGGUGAGCUAUUGUGAUCGCUCACCAUCCGGCAUCCGUCCGUCCGUCCGACCCUCCACACUUUCCUUUAAACAACAUCUCCUCCUAAACCACCAAGCCAAUUUUGAUGAAACUUCACAGGGAUGAUCCUUGGAUGGUCUUUUUAGCUCACCUGUCACAUAGUGACAAGGUGAGCUUUUGUGAGCACCCUUCGUCCGUUGUCAGUCCGUGCGUGCGUCCGUCCGUGCGUCACAAUUUCUUGUCUGCACGAUAGUGGUUUCAUUUAUGAUUUUAUUAUGCCCCCCUUCGAAGAAGGUGGGGUAUAUUGUUUUGCAGAUGUCGGUCGGUCGGUCGGUCGGUCGGUCGGAAUGUAGACCAAUCCGUUUCCGGAUGAUAACUCAAGAACGCUUGGGCCUAGGAUCAUGAAAGUUGAUAGGGAGGUUGGUCAUCACCAGCAGAUGACCCCUAUUGAUUUUGAGGUCUGUAUGUCAAAGGUCAAGGUCACAGUGACCCUGAAUAGUAAAACGGUUUCCGGAUGAUAACUCAAGAACGCUUGGGCCUAGGAUCAUGAAAGUUGAUAAGGAGGUUGGUCAUGACCAGCAGAUGACCUCUAUUGAUUUUGAGGUCAAUAUGUUAAAGGUCAAGGUCACAGUGACCCUGAACAGUUAAUAGUUUCUGGAUGAUAA
This is a messenger RNA of Mercenaria mercenaria, 4585 nucleotides long. RefSeq names its product probable cytochrome P450 CYP44. Lineage: Eukaryota; Metazoa; Mollusca; Bivalvia; Venerida; Veneridae. The transcript has 10 exons. The coding region runs from base 34 to 1476 and encodes 480 amino acids. The record is from RefSeq and is a predicted model, not a curated record. Gene Ontology annotation, molecular function: oxidoreductase activity, acting on paired donors, with incorporation or reduction of molecular oxygen; heme binding; monooxygenase activity.